AUGUCGUCUCCACCACCUCAGCCUGAGCCACCCUCCGCAGCCGACCUUGGUCCACCUCCCGCCUUGCCAGCCUCAUUGCAGGGAAUCGCAAAGCCGGGAAAGGGCAAAAGAGGCAGAAAGACCUUGAUAAACCGGGGUCCUACUGCACUGCCCAAGAACCGCGGCAAUGGCUUCGAAGAGUAUUUCGCCGAUCCGCCCAUGACCCCUGAUGAAGCCAACGAGGAAAAGAACGAGAUCUAUGCCCCGCGCAUCCAGUCUUGCAUUCAGCGCUUCCGCUCGCGCCGUCGUCUCCAGGGCGACCGCACUCUUUACUUCAAUGAGUAUCUCUUCCUCGGCGGUGUCGACUGUAACCCUGGUGCCUUUGGUGGACUUGGUCGUCAGGACUUGAAGGACCUGACUCCUGCUGAGCGUCGGGAGGCGACUGCAACGGAUAUCGUGUAUGGAACCACGGCAGCUGGCGACAGAUUCUACAACGGCGAUGAUGAUGCGUGGACUGUCGAUUUUGCUGGCAUUGCCGCUGGCUUCAUCUCGGUUGCUCUUGUGCAGCUGACGUCCUUUGAGCACGGGAGAAUGAUGACGGGCAUCGACACUGUUAUCAACUUUCUCCGAUACAUCCUUCAUCACGACGUGUGUCCAGAGUAUGAAGACGAUGUCAAGGCCGCUCUACGGGUAUGCGACACAGCUUGCGUCGAGUGGCCCAUGGUUCGACAGCUCUAUACCUCCCUCCCUGGAAACUUCAACCUUGCUGCCGCGGAGCUCUUCUGUCCCGCAGAAACCGCCGAUGAUGCAUGGUCUUUUCAACAGUACAAACGCCCAGAUGAUUUCGAUCCCAAGUCUGUCUUCUUCUCAGCCAUCGCUUUGAUGGACGAACCGGAGCUGUUUGGGCGCAUCUGCACCAAGGAACCCAAGCUCGAGAGAGAGUUUACCUGCACUAUCGAACUUGUCGAGGUGUUUCGUCCGAGGGAGGACAUGAUCAAGCGAGUCAAGUCACUCGUCAUUGGAGACAACCCAUUCGAGCACGUCCCUGUCGGAAAGGCCAUCUUCAAGCAGGGCACCAUCGAGGACGACUGGGAGACGCCCGUCUUCCCAUGGCCCAUCGCCGAGGAUACCAUGACACUGUUCUUUGACGACAACAUCUUGGAGUGUAUGGCGCCGGGCAUGAGGGCCACCGCGACCAUCUACGAGCUGGACGCUGGUCUAAGAUUUGUCAAGUCGGUCGAGAUCAUCGUCCCUUCGUUUUACACCUAUCUUCCUCAGGAGUUGAUGCGAGGUUACAAGGAGCCCAAGGAUUCGGAUCGUCCGGCGCCGUCCAUCCAUGAUCCCGAUGCAGAGGAGAAGCAGCACGCCGCGGCUGCCAAGGAGGGCUAG
Messenger RNA from Fusarium vanettenii 77-13-4, 1368 nucleotides. RefSeq lists its product as uncharacterized. The record is from RefSeq and is a predicted model, not a curated record. Bases 1 to 1368 code for a protein of 455 amino acids. Gene Ontology annotation, cellular component: ARC complex. NCBI's taxonomy places the organism in Eukaryota, Fungi, Ascomycota, Sordariomycetes, Hypocreales, Nectriaceae. The transcript is spliced from 4 exons. Gene Ontology annotation, biological process: regulatory ncRNA-mediated gene silencing.